UCUCUCUCUCCUGUCUAGAACCGCGCGGGUAAACUCUCCCUCCCCUCGACCAUCUCGCCUUCGACCAACUCGAGUUUCUCGUCAGCCUGUCAGUUAGUGCUGUGGCGCCGUGACGGUACGGUGUUGGUUGGUACAUCGUUCCUUCCGGCUGGCCGUGUGCCCCGCCGCGAUACGCGUCGCGCACUCGCGCCUUCAUCAAUGGGGACCUCGCGGGCCCAGUGCGAGAGGACACGCGGCCACCGAUAGUCAAGUGACACGUUGACAUAAUCGUGAAGAAUCGGCGCCGGCCGUUUUGCAUUUUUCUAAAUAGGUAGUUGCGUAGCACGUAGAACGUAGAUUGUGUUAGAUCAAAGCUUAGCAGCUUGUAAAUAGCGCCAACUCGAAGGUGUACGAGUGAGAUUUUUAAAUUAAAUUUAUGUCGAGUGAGGAACACACGGAAAGGAAUUCUACAGAGACCAAUUGUGAUCGAUGAUUCCUUUGGUGCUCUUUGGUGUGUGCGCGUACAAUCCCGACUAGUAGAGCAUACACGAGCGGAUACACGAUACAGUAUUAAGGAGCGGUUAUGAGAGUUCGAUGACCACAGGCCCGCGGACCAUCGACGCUACCAUGGACUACCUGCAGACGUGCCUCAUCUUUUAUCUGCUCAUCCUCUGCUUCUGCGGUGGACGUUCCAUAGACAUAUCACAAUGCAUCGCUCCUCUGGGGAUGGAGUCGGGUGCAAUUCCCGACACGGACAUCACCGCGAGCUCCAGCUUCGAUAGCGGAAACGUCGGACCGCAUCGCGGACGGUUAAGGCAGGAGAGUCACGGAGGUGCCUGGUGUCCGAAGCAGCAGAUCACGACGGAGCCGCGCGAGUGGCUGGAGAUCAAUCUUCAUACGGUGCACAUGAUCACAGCAACCGCCACUCAGGGCCGCUUCGGUAACGGCCAGGGGGUCGAGUAUUCGGAGGCGUACAUGCUGGAAUACUGGAGGCCGAAGCUAGGAAAGUGGGUUCGCUUCAGAAACUUUCGCGGCGAGGAGGUCAUCGAUGGCAAUAGCAAUACCUACCUAGAAUCGAAGCACGAACUGGAACCACCGAUAUGGGCAAGCAAGAUUCGUUUCCUGCCCUACAGCUACCAUCGUCGCACCGUUUGUAUGCGCGUCGAGCUGUACGGUUGUCCUUGGAACGAUGGCAUCGUCUCUUACUCAAUGCCCCAAGGUGACAAGCGCAGUAAUUGGGAGUUCUUCGACGCGACCUACGAUGGUUAUUGGGACGGACAGCUUCUCCGCGGUUUGGGACAACUGACGGAUGGCAAGAUUGGCCCCGACAACUUUAAGAUGGGUUACUACAAUACCUAUGACAGAAGUCAGGCUGGAUGGGUAGGCUGGAAGAACGACACAAGAUCCGGACAUCCGCUCGAGAUCAAAUUCGAAUUCGAUCACGUCAGAGAAUUCUCGGCCGUUCACAUCUAUUGCAACAACCAGUUCACCAAGGACGUACAGAUUUUUUCCGAAGUCAGCAUUAUGUUUAGCAUCGGUGGUAAAUAUUACACGGGUGAUCCGAUUGUAUACUCCUACAUGGAGGACAGAAUCUUUGAGCACUCGAGGAAUGUCUCGAUCAAGCUUCAUCAUCGGAUCGGCAAGUUUGUCAAGUUAAGAUUCAGCUUUGCUUCACGGUGGAUUAUGAUCAGCGAAGUCACCUUUGACUCUGACAUCGCUCAUGGUAACUUCACCCCCGAAGCACCGCCCACGACCGAAGCCCCGCGAUUGCGGGAUAGAACUUUGACUCGCGACAAUCCGCUGCAAGCCGAAGUUCCGGUAGCUAAGCAGGACGAUCCGACUUACAUGCCUGCGAUCAUUGGCGUCUUGAUCACUGUAAUCCUGCUGCUGGCGAGCGCCAUAUUCCUCAUAGUCGUGCGUCACAGACAACGGAAGAACUUUGCGAGCCCCCUGGGCACCAAAAGCGCGAUUCCGUCGGGCAAUCAUCAGCAUCUGUCGCCGGAAUCCGCGUACGGCACGACGGAGAAGGACCCUUCCCUGAUGACCUACAGGGUCGAGGAACUUGACGACCGGUACGCCGGCACGAAGCUCACGACCCUACCACGAGAUCUCAAUGAUCGUCUUCUGGGCGAUGUCAGGCUCGACGAGUACCAGGAACCCUUCCACGAAAACAAGUAUCGGGAAUCUCCUCAUGCGGCGUACUACGGAUACAGCACGGUCGUUAUAGACAACAAGGAUCUCCAUGACAACGUCGAACAAUCUGAUGCUACUUAUGAUUACGCAGUACCAAUGCCCGUGCCUAGUGUAAGCAGCGAUCAGGAUAGCGUGUUUUCGAAAUCGUCCUCCAGGGGUAGCGCAAAGGCGUGCUUGCAGAGCUUUUUCCCGCCGCCUCCACCUCCUAUGAGCGCGCCACCCCCUCGAGGUUCCAGCAACCUGACAUACUCGAAUCCACCGAGUCCGGAACCAGUUUGCGAGCGUGAACGCAGAAGUAGUAAGCGCCGCGAGCAUUCCUUGCACAGAUACGCGUAAGGAUUUCUUGCAGCCUGCAGGAUAUUCAUAGAAGGCGAUAGAAUGGUUCCAAGGUAUGAUGAAUUCUCCGUUACUAUAAGCAGCAAGAUUGCGUGAUUCAUCUUCCGAGAAGGAAUUCUGUUUCAUUUCUUGCUCGUCGAAAUUGUCUGAAAUUUGCAUUUAACAAAACUAGUAUCUUAAUGCUUGAUCGCGCCAAUAAAAAGCAUGCUCAUGUUCUGCACUGCCGUUUCCUCGUACAACGCGUGUCUCUUUAUGUCUCGUGUCUUUACGUGAAGAAUUUUACCAUUAAAUUACUGUGUUCAUCGACUCCGAAUUUCGUAGAUUUCACGAGCGUUGAACGCGUCGUAGAGAAAAAGCGCCACCAAGCACGGAGCAGAGUAAUAUCACGGUGGACCGAGUUUCGCGUGGAUAUUUCGCGUGAAAGCACGCGCGUUAAUCUCCAAGUAAAGAUCGGUGAUAAAAGUGGCGCGUUGUAUAUUUUCAAGUAAACGCUGUGAGCGACCGCGCGGCGGAAGGAGUCGUAAUCCUGCUUGUUACAACGAUGAUAUCCCCCUCCCCCGUUCCUCCGAGUUUAGCGUCUGGAGCGAGAAAAAACGACGCAACGCACGGCGCGGUCUUUUCCCGACGAGCACUGCCAUCGAUGAAUUAUCGAACGUAUCGCGCGUGACGAUCGAGUUUUUUUAAUUCUUUAGGGAGACUCGAUUCACCUCCGACGAAUAGGGUGAAUCGCGUAACGGGAGUUGUAUUAAAUUGGCAUAUCAAUUUAAUGGUAAAGUGACCUCUCGCGCGAAUAACUCUUUCCGAGAUUCGUCCGUCGUGCGGGAUUCUCGAUUAAUCGUUCUCUCGCAAAUUUCUCGAGAUGGCAAAGGCAAAUGACGUUGCUUCACGCAUCACGAAGGAUAUGCACGCGCGUCAACGCGUCCGGACGAAUCUCCAGGAAGAGUCGCGUUAAUGAUCUGGUCCGUACGGCGCGCAUGUGCAACAAGAUCGAGCUCGCUAUCGAUCGCAGCGAAGAUACGCAGCAAGCAGAAAUAGAAAAAACGACCAGGCCAGAUGAGAUAUUUAUCCGAUGGCGUGAUCGCUGCCGACGUAAUGGGUCGAAAAAAUAAUUAAUUGCUGGCUCGAUGUGAUAUAAGCGAGCGUUUCAAUUAUUCGCACGCUUCAAUUAUUUGACCGACCAUCAGUCGUCGCGGCGCUUGACAUCGAAGGAGAAAAGGUCGACGCAGUAAGAUCGACGUGACGAUAUUUAAAAGCGUGAACGGUAGCGAGCUUCGGUCCCACCUCACACACAAGACUGAUGUCACAUAAAUAAUUCAGUAUCCCGACCGCGCGCACGUCGUAUUAUUUAUUGUCACGCACAGCGACUCAUAGUGCGACGAAUUUUUAAUUUAUAUAUACGAGAAAAAGUGAAUAUAUAUAUAUAUAUACACACGCGCGCGCGCGCAUAGAUAUAUAUAUAUAUAUAUAUAUACACACACAAAAGCGGUAAUGCGGAUUAUCGUACGACGACGAAUUUGAAGCAUUAUGCUAGAUUAUAACGAUAAUAUUGUAUAAGCCCAACUUUAUUUCUCUAUCUCUACCGACAUCGCCUUCAUGCAACGAGGAAAAUCGAGAAUUACCAGCGUAAGAAAUCGACAAUACAGGGAUGAGACAACAAUAACUACAUGUGUAUGUAAUUGAACAAAAAGUAUAAGGAGAUAUAUUCGGGAUAUCGGGUGCGCGAACGUGUGAGACCCUCGACCACAUUGUGAUAUAACGCAAAAGAGCUCUCGCUAAGAGUAACACAUAUACAGACACGUUAUAUGCUUAAGCGUGCCUUGCGCGGUGGAGCUCCCCGUGAAUUUCGUCCUGAAAGAGCAGCCGUAAAGUGCAGCGACUCCCCACUCCACUAGGUCGACGAACGAUCGUGCACCUGUGUGUGGUGCAAAAUUUAUUACCGGUUUAAAUAUCUGACGUGAAACGCGCGUACGCGCGCGCGCAGCAUGAAAUUUAAGGCAGGGUUCGGUGCUUUUACCGCGCACCGUUUAAAUAGCGUUCCCGUACGAUUAUUUGGUCGUCCAUUGACUCGAUUGCACUUCCCUCGAUUACUGGCCGUAAUCUAUUAAGCUCAAUUUUUCUCGCAUUUCAUCGGAUUCAGUCUCUCGGCAUUGCUGCCCGGAAACGUUCUUGCAAAUCACGCGUCCCGAAACACGCCGAACGCGCAAUGCUGAUUGACAUUCCGCUAUUUUUAUCCGAAUAUCUGGCCGUUCCGGCGAUGUUUGCGCGCGUAUCGGUUUUUCGAUUAAGCGCGAGACAGUCUGACUCGUUGAGGAGAAAUUUAAUCGAGCGUUCCCCCGCGCAGGUCGCGCCCUUUCGCGGCAAAAGCGGCGCGUAGCGUCUACAACGAUUCAAACAUUGCUAUGUAUAUUUAGUGUUUAAUCGAUAUCGUCGCCACGUAGGAUGUUGAAUUAAAGAGAUAACUAAGAGUGACAGCUUCGUACGCUUUUCGAGUGUAAAUAUUAACCGUUAGGGACCUCGUACCACGUAACACACCUACACACGCGCACACACACACACACUUCAUACACACGCGCGCGCGCAAGCGGACUUUCUUCAAGCGCCUUAAGUUGGGGGGCACUGAGCAAAUAAUUUUGUCGCAAUAAUAAUCGUCGUCUUUAAAGGCGGAAGAUAUCACGUACAAACGGUUAUCAUUAUCGUGAUGAGACACGGCGGCAGACUGACGGCAAAAUAUGAUCUAGGUCGCGCCUUCGAGAGCUUUUAAGGCCGUGAUCGGCGCAUCGUGUCCGCCGAGUUUCCUCUUCGUCGAUGACUCUCGAUUAUUUUCUCGCUCAGCGGCGCCGUGAUCGAUUCACCGUGCGCUCUAUAGUUACCACGACACGGAAAAUACGAGUAUUCUAAAUCGCUCGCACUUUCAUCAGUCUCGCUGAUAGUCCUUUCCUGGCAAUAAUCGUCAAUUUGUCCCAAGCGAGUGUACACGUACACACGCGCGCACAUCCGAUGCGAGAGAAAGAGAGAGAGUUCGAUCAGUUAAUCCAUAGAAACGAGGAAAAGAUGACGCGAGAUGAUGGAAAGUUAGUUUACAUAUAUAUAUAUCAAAGUUGCGCGAGUUGUAAGGUCCUUCCCCCGACGAAGGAAUCGAUAAAGAUGACGAAGAAAAACACUUUGGUAUCUGCUCACGGCGUACUCUGUACAUCUAAUAUCUCUUUGAUAACAUGGAACUACCGACGCAAGACGUACCAGUUGGCAACACGAUCGUUCUCCGACAUCGCUGUCAAUUUUCUUACCAUCUUUUUGUAAACUUUUUAUUAAUAUUUCAUAACUUGAUAUAUUUUUAUCUGUAUUCCGAUUUUUUUGUUUCCUGAUGAGAACGGUGAAGACAAUAACCGUUGAACGAGCAAAUCAUGGCGCCUAGUAAAUCUAGUAUCGACCCGUUAAAACCUAGUUCGAACAAAGUCGAAUGUCAUUAUCGAUCACCUACAAGUCAAAGUCAUACUCUUCAUACUCUUGAAUUAUUCUUGUCUCGAUUAUCAGCGGAAUCGAAAGGAGAAAUGUUAAUAAUCUCAGGACGUAAGGAGAUUCGCUGUCUCGUAGGUCGUAUGUGCCCGUCAACGUUAUGCAGCUAAUUCUUAUUGCCGCUUUCGCGGUAUCGGAACGAGAUAGCACUGUCUUGGCACGAGUUCCUUGCCCUCGAUAGAUACUCUUUGCCAGUCGUAAGUUUUCUUCCGGCCGCUACGUCGAGGCCGAUACAACGAUACGGGCACGGUCUAGCGAUAUAACCGAGAUACGACACGAUCGGUUCUGCAUCGGUACGUACAAUGUGCAGGAACACGGCGCAGUCGGUGCGACCGGGGAAAAUUCUCGGGUAUAAAUCACGCAUAUAACACUUUUUCUAUCUGACACGAGAAAUGCAGGAAGACGCUCCAGGACGGGGGACAAAGGGGAACUGGCCCAUCUUUUAUACGACGACAAGUAUUUGCGUGUGAGUACAUACGUUCUACGAAGGAAGCAUAAAAAGAAAAACCGGAUUAAGCUCAGAUUGUUUGGUCAACCGAUUUUCGCGCUUGACUUAUUGAUCAUGAGUCGUAUAAAAGAAAACCAAAUUUAUCUAUGCGAUUCUCCUUUCAAUAACACUGGUCAACAAAAUUUUAUCGUUUUUAAGGGAAUGGGUAUUCUUUACUAAUUUGGGUGCGCUAAACAUGAAUCUGGCCUUUAAAAUACUAAAUUGGCUCUGGUUUUUGAAAUAAACGGGAUCAAAAGUGCAAAAAACCGUGUUUUUGGUCAUUUUUGAACACCUGUAGAAAAACUACGGGAGCACCUAGAACUUUGUAAUUAGGAUGAAAUGAAAGCCUAAACCUUGCCCUUUUAGGCUAUAGAUUGAAAAAUGAGGUGUCUUUAACUUGGAGUAACAAUUGUUUUACGAACGCGCACCGAUUCCGCCACAUGCGAUCCGCCACAUGUAUGAGCAGAUGAAUGAGCAGAUGCAUCUCGUGAGUUUGUUACGAGUCAUAAAGUGUGUUUGCAAGUGCGAGGUAUCAUUCUUAUUUAUUUACAUCGUAUAAACAUUGGAAUUACGAUUUAAGGUUUGUAUAAAUAUGAGUUCAUUACGAAAACUUUGUCUUAAUCAUCCAGAUGUAUUCUGCUACAUUUGUGGUGAAUAUACUGUAGAAAAACACAGACGAAGCCGAAGACAGGGGAUGCUAGUGAUAAAAUAAUUGGAGAGCGGAGAGAACGGUGCACGCGGCCAGAAAAGCAUGUGGCGGAAUCGGUGCGCGCUCGUAAAAAAAUUUGUUACUCCAAGUUAAAGGCACCUCAUUUUUCGAUCUAUAGCCUAAAAGGACAAAGUUUAGGCUUUCAUUUAAUCUCAAUUAGAAAGUUCUAGGAGCUCCCGUUGUUUUCUACAGGUGUUCAAAAAUGACCAAUAAACCCACGGUUUUUGCACAUUUGACCCCGUUUUGUUUAAACACUAGAGCCAAUUCACUAUUUUCAUUUCCACAUUUGGAUUCUACGGGAAAAAACCUAUCAGAAUGAGUUGCCAUUGGCCCGACAAAAAAUUCGUGUUCCCCAGUGUAAUUUAUUUGGUUACACAAUUCAUCAUUUUUGGCAAAUAAAGCAAAUCGAUAGAAAUUGAUCUAACGACUCUAACAUUUCUCCUGUAAAAAUACUUUGAAUACAAUAAUGCACGCACGAUACGAUAUAACUGGACUUGGACGAAUUAUGUGGUACAUUGCACAAUGAAUUUGUUUGUGCAUGAUUGUGCCAGGGAUUGUGUUCGUCGAGAACAGACACCGUGUACAUAAUCGAUCGAUCGUGCAAUACCCAGCGCGUCUGGCUAUACGUGUACUGAACCUUGUACGUAGAAAGUCGAAGAAAGCGCGGUGAGCAGGUACAGCGACGGCAACGACAACGACGACGAUUUAUCAUAGUUGUAAUACAAGCGAUAAUAGGAAAUUUUCCGCCACCCCGAACGUAUUAACGCGCCGCAUAAUCUCUCGAUGUAUAUAGCGACUGUAAUUUAUACAUACAUAUGUGUAAACGUAUUAUAAAUACACCCGCCAACGCGCGGGAAAGAGACCACUUGUAUAUAUCUGUAUUAUAUAACGUAAACGAUGAGCGGAGAGGCGGUACUAUGGUGAGUGUAAUUAUAUUGAUCAAUAGCGUAACGAGUACCGGAUGCAUAUUUGAUAUUUGUGUGCCUGUAUCCUUUUGUAUGCUAUCGAGAUAGAUAAAAAAAUACAGAAUUAUACAUAUUAUAUCUCGUAUUAAUCGCGAUGUAGGCAACUACGAGUACCGAGGUGUAACGCAUACAAACACGAACAAACGAGUACAUGUGCUCACACACAAGCAUACACACAGAUCAGUCGGGCUAAAUGACCGAUGAAUAAAAUAAAAAACUUUUAGCGAAACGAAA
Molecule: messenger RNA, 8416 nt
Organism: Ooceraea biroi (clonal raider ant)
Lineage: Eukaryota; Metazoa; Arthropoda; Insecta; Hymenoptera; Formicidae
Product: discoidin domain-containing receptor 2
Source: RefSeq, a predicted model, not a curated record